GGUUAAAAUGGCGGCGGCCGCCGGCGCCGCUGCUUAGGGCGCCCGAGAGAUUCUCUCGGCUGGACGGCGGACCAGGAGCUUAUCGAGAAGGCGGUCGGGCGGCCGAGAUGGCGAUGAUGGGAGGCGGUUCCUUGAGCAUCGUGGAGUACCUGGGGGGAGACGGCGGCUACCGCUGCGGUUACUGCAAGAACGACAGCGGCAACUUCUCCCACGGCAUGUGGGCUCACUCACUGACUGUUCAAGACUACCAGGAUCUUAUAGAUCGAGGGUGGCGAAGAAGUGGAAAAUAUGUUUAUAAGCCUACUAUGAAUCAGACAUGCUGUCCUCAAUAUACAGUAAGGUGCCAAGCAUUACAUUUCCAACCUUCCAAAUCACAUAAAAAAGUUUUGAAGAAGAUGUUAAAAUUUUUAAUAAAAGGAGAACAUUCAAAAGCAGAUAUUGAAGUAGAUCCCGUGGAGUCGCACAUCAAAGAGGCUGAUGGCUGUAGUUUUUCCUUUAAAAAUCUACCUAUCAGAAGCCAAUCUGAAUUGCUGCCCCUCGGUACUGAUCCCACAGAAGAGGAAGAAAUGAGAGAUGAAAUGAAUGUAAAGGAAGUAGAUUCCAAAAAUUCUGAAUUGUGUAAUGAAAAAUUGAAUAUUGGUUCCAGCAAACCAUUACAGAUAGGACAUGUUACUCCUAAGCCAGGCAGAGGACCUGACUUGAAUAAACCACCCUGUCGUAAAGCAAAGGUCAUCCGGAAGGAACAAAAGUUGCAGAAAAAACUUCAGGGCCAGACAAAGCCAAUUUCACUUGAAUCAGAGUCUCGCAGUUUGACCAGUCAGAACUGUUGUCCUAAAACAAACCAACCCAAAUCAAUUGAAGACUUCAUUUUUGCCACCUUACCUCCUGAAGCUCUGCAUCAGAUAGAGGUGAGGCUGGUGCGAUCAUCUCCACAAAGUUCCCAGUUCAAAGCCACAUUUCAGGAGUCUUACCAGGUUUAUAAGCGUUACCAGAUGAUUAUUCACAAGGACCCUCCUGGUAAACCAACCGCCAGCCAGGUGAGGUUAGUACCACUUUCUUUUGAAGAUCCAGUGUUCAGUUCAUCUUUUACUCAGUCUGCCAGUUUAUUUGCCAAGUAUCAGAUGACCAUACACAAGGACACCCCUCUUGAAUGUGACGAGGACCAGUUCACGCGAUUUCUCUGUGAUUCACCACUUGAGGCAGAACAUUUACCAAAUGGUCCAGAUUGUGGCUAUGGUUCUUUCCACCAGCAAUAUUGGCUUGAGGGAAAACUAAUUGCUGUUGGUGUAAUUGACAUCCUUCCGAAGUGUGUAUCCUCUGUGUAUCUCUACUAUGAUCCAGAUUUUUCUUCUCUGUCUUUGGGUGUCUACUCUGCUUUAAGGGAAAUUGCUUUCACCAGGCAACUUCAUGAAAAGGCCUCUGAUCUAUGUUAUUAUUACAUGGGGUUUUAUAUUUAUUCAUGUCCUAAAAUGCGAUACAAGGGACAAUAUAGACCUUCUGAUUUACUAUGUCCAGAGACGUAUACUUGGAUACCCCUUGAGCAGUGUCUGCCUUCUCUUGAGCAUUCAAAAUAUUCUCGCCUCAAUCAAGACUUGAAAAUAGUUGAUGAAGGGAUGGUAAAGGAACUUGAUCAAGUUCAGGUUCUCCAUAAGAGAUCAGUUAUGCCUUACAGGAUGUAUAGAAGGAAUCGAAAAGGACCAAGCGAUGAAGAAACUGUACAGCAAUAUGCAGCUCUCGUGGGACAGGCGUGUUCAGAGAGGAUGUUGCUAUUUCGGAGCUGAAUAUUCAUUCUGUAUAUGUUCCAGAAUGAUGUUUUAUCAUACAUAUUACAUAUCUCUGCUUUUUUCUGUUGUUAUGCCUAUUGAAUAAGCACUGUGUACCUUUUUUCUGCCUGGGAAUGAACAUGUUGACAAACUUUAGCAUAAAACAUUGAUUUUGAGUCUUUAUAUUAAGGGCUUGUCAGAAUAUUACAAUGACCAAGUUCAUUAGUUUAAAGACCUCCUUACAUUUUCAAAUAAGUGAAUGGGAAGAAUAUAAAAUUGAGUGGAACAUUGGGGGGGGGGAAUCGCAUUUUGUAGGUAUUUGGUAAAGAUAAUAUUUAAAAUCAACUAGGUGAUGAACUAUAGGUUGUUGUGAAAUGUAUAAAUAUUUCAGAAAUUUUAUAUUUUCUUUGACUACUAUCAGAUAAUUAAAUAUUUUGUUCUAGUGUUAUUUCAGAAUUCAGUUAGCCAGAUACUUGUAAGUAAGCAAAAGUUUUGCACUAUGCUUCAGUGGGAAAACCCAACCUCUGUCUAGUGGAGUUGGUGACUAGGAUUGCUAUUAUAUCAUAUAAUAGAAAGCCAUCUAAUGUGUAUCUAUGCAUUACAUCUUUCAAAUUAUUCCCUUUUAGAUGUUUGCUUUAAAUAACAUAUAAUUGUAUUGAAAUAACCAGGAAGUUUGAUGAUUUAGGUGUUUGUUUGUUUUUUGUAAUUGACAUUUUGGGAAAGGUUGAAGGCAAAAUGUUUAUCAAAUUACCAAAGAAAUUAAUUUUAAAAUGUAGAUUAAAACAUCCCAUUUUUUUUAUAUUCUUAAUCGUUAUAUACAUUGUAGUAUUCAGAGAAUAUGCUUGCAAUACACCAUUAAAAAAAAUCCUUCAUUUCACACUGAGCAAUGUUUUAACUGAGUAUCAGAACUUUUGAUGUUAUCCAUUCUGUAUUUUAAGCUGUAUUUUAAGCUGUAAAAUACAAAGCUAUGAAAUUCAACAUUCUGCACUCAGCUGAUAUUUUUCACACAACUUUGAUCAAUCUUUUCUCAUUAUCUAAUUCAGCAGGACAGAAGAAGAUGAAAAUACAGUUAAUUGCCUAGAUUUUGCCUGUAAUUUGGGAUGUAAUACCCUGUUUCCCCAAAAAUAAGACCUCCCCGGAUAAUAACCCCAAUAGGCUUUUGAGCAUGUGCACUAAAAUAAGCUCUCCCCCAAAAAUAAGCCUUCCCCUAAAAUAUUUAAAUGCAUGCGCAGCCAGCCCCUACCAUUUCCUGGGGGAAACAUGCACCAUGCGCAGAAUGGCCUCACAGAAGCUACUCCCGCAAACCUUAGCUACCACACCCCUUCUCUUAGUGGCGGCUGAAAAUAGAGGGGCAGGCCCACUGAUGCUAGGGCUGGCAAGAGCCAGAAACAGAGGCAGAACUUCCAGCCCUCUAUUGAUCAGCUGCAGGCUGCGGUUAAGGGACCUUCUGCACCUCAAAAAUAAUAAGACCUCCCUGAAAAUAAGGCCAAGUGUUUAUUUCGGGGGUCAAAAGAAAAUAAGACCCUGUCUUAUUUUUGGGAAAACAUGGUAAUAGUAUGCACGGAAUCAGCCUCCUUUCAGAGACUCUUGCAAGCAUACAGUUGUGCAUGCUGUAUGUUCACAGAAAUGCAUACAUGUUUAGUUAAAUAUGCUGAUAUGUUGUCAGGUUGUAGUUUUGACAUUAUUAGCCAUUAUUAGAAAAAUCACACAUUUUCUUAAUUAAUUCUUAAUUUUAUUCCUGCAUCCACACAAGGUUUGGCAUGAUCAUUGAACCUAAUACCAGCCAGUAACAGUGUGAUCCAUGAACAUGGAUGCCCUAUAUGAUUAUUCUUGCCUUUGAAAGUAACAUUUCUUUUUUUCUCUACAUAGUUAUUUUUAUACGUGCAAAUUUUACCCAGAAUGAAUUGCUUGUCUCUUGUAAUUAUUUUGAACGCUUUUCAGCUGUGGCUAAAAUAAGAUAUAUGUUUUUUGAAGUUGGGUCAGACUUAGUCA
Messenger RNA from Thamnophis elegans (Western terrestrial garter snake), 3755 nucleotides. RefSeq names its product arginyltransferase 1 (gene ATE1). NCBI's taxonomy places the organism in Eukaryota, Metazoa, Chordata, Lepidosauria, Squamata, Natricidae. Gene Ontology annotation, biological process: protein arginylation. Gene Ontology annotation, molecular function: arginyl-tRNA--protein transferase activity. Gene Ontology annotation, cellular component: cytoplasm. Bases 108 to 1781 code for a protein of 557 amino acids. The transcript is spliced from 13 exons. The record is from RefSeq and is a predicted model, not a curated record.